GUGCGAGAAAGACGAGUAAAACCGAUCCGACGAAUUCGGAGGCUGGGCAAACGGCCGGGUAUAAAACACUUGAUCGACGCCGAAGCCAGCAUCAGUCACGCUUAACUUCGCUUUCCUGCACCACACGAGCUGCAAACAUGAAGGUCGCGGUUGUUUUCUUGGCCAUGUUGGUCUGCGUCCUGGCAGAGACGUACACGACCAAAUACGACAACAUCGACUUGGAUUCGAUCCUGAACAGCGACCGUCUACUCAACAACUACGUAAACUGCCUGCUGGACGCUGGAAAUUGUACACCCGACGGCAAGGAGCUUAAAAAGUCUCUGCCGGACGCUUUGGAGAACAAUUGCGAGAAGUGCAGCGAAAAGCAGAGAAACGGCAGCGAGAAGGUGAUCCGGUUCCUGAUUAACAAGCGACCAAUGAUCUGGGAACGGCUGUCGAAGAAGUACGACCCGACUGGCGAGUACAAGCUGAAAUUCCAGGAACAGGCGCAACAACGUGGAAUCGAAUUACACUAAGCGGUUCGCGAUGUAGAAGACGUCCAAGUAGCCUUCGAAGACGAUUCGUCGACACCUCCAUUGAUAAAUCGGCUACGUCGUUUUUUUAAUUCUGUACUCGGUUAAAAGAUUGCAAAAUAAACGUUGCAUUUGCUUAGAAUCAGAAGAGAAAAAACGAGCAACCUGAAUAGAAGAAUACCUUUCCGCGCGAAAGCAUGGCGAGAGUCUGAUUCGUUGGUAGCCGCGAGACGAACGAGAGAACCCGAAGAGAGUGCGAGUCUCGGAGGAUUUGUUCGUUUGGUUGAAAAGACAAGCGCUUGGAAAACAAAGGAGAAUUCGCCAGGCACGUCGCGCAUUUACGCAGCACGCGCCUUUGGCACCGUUCCUCCCGUUUCAACCCCGUUCCCUUCCGUUCCCCUCGCAGUUCUGUCACGACCGAUUGUUUCGCGUUCGAAAUAAUCAAGCCGCUUUCACGGUCGGCGAACGAAACGUAAACCGGCGGAUUUAACGGGAAAUUGGAAAAAAAUUUAUCGGAUCCGACGCAGAUUCGUACGCGGUCUACGCGCUCUACGCGCUGUACGCGUUCGCUCCUUUUGCCGUUCACAGAAAAGUUCAAACCGUAGCGUCUGCCACGUUCCUUCUCGUUAUCGAAAACUUGGUCGUUUCCCUCUCCUUUCCUCCGCCGUUCGAAUAUCGAAUGGCGAUUUUUCGACGAGACAACGCUAACCGGCCAACCUAACGCUAACUUGAUCGCGAGUCGUAAACGCCCCGGCAGCUUUACAAUCAUCCGUGGAAGGUCUAUAGAAGGAAAAAUGGGACGUUCUGUUCCUUUUACGCGGUAUCUCCACUUCCGUAUGCACGAGACGAGUGACUCGUUUCUUCCAGAUUCCGUCGCAAUUUCGUUUCCAGUAUGUUCGUCGCUUUGAUCCCAUUGGAAAUUUUUGCCGGCGUCGCGUCGCCCAUCCAUUGUGCGUGUCGCGUGAAAGCAUCCCGGACGAAAGACGUCGACUGAAAUAGGAGGACGUCGCGUCCUACGCGCCUACCUCAAACGUACGUAGUAUAUAUUUUGACGUUUCGGUUUUAUUAAGGAAUAAACUUGGUAAGAAUAUACACCUUGUAUGUUACACCGAGAUAAAUCGCUCAGUUUAACGUCAAACAACGAUCGUUUAUCUUGUCAUUCGGCCCAUAAAGCAACAUCGAUUUUCGACGUUCGUCGGAACCGGACGACCGCCACUUCCGUUCCCGACGAAAGUUUCGUUCCGAUCGCACACCUGGCCCCACCUACGGCCUUGUACGUUUAGUCGGAAGACGACACGCUCGAGUGGCUCGAUAGUCACGAAAUUCCUCCGUCUUUUCGUCGGAAAAAUUGAAUUAGCUCGGCCGUUAUUAGCUCUCUCUCUCUCUCUCUCGUUGUCGGCUGGAAUUUUUUCUCGAGCUAACCGAAACGACCACUUACCGAGGUAGUUUCGGCUCGUUAGUCGGCGAACAAGCAUCGUGAAAGUUACACGAAGGUGGAGAACCGAGCGGCAGCGGAGUGGUGCGCGACGGCACGGUACCCGUUGAAUAUUUCAAGAAAAGCUGGAGGAUCGCGAUCCCGAUCCCGAUCCCGAUAAGGGAUUUGUUCAAAGUACAAGUUCCGCGACUUUUGUACGGUAGUCACGGUUACCGAUAAUUUAUUUGUAGCCGCGAACCGAUAAAUUCAGCCGGAAUAGCGGGAAAAGUUUGCCGGGCCAAGUUUUGAGUCCGAAAACGCCGCCCUUGAGACCGUUCGCUUAAUUUCCUGACGCUGUCCGGCCGCGAAAUAUGCGAGCCGCUAUACACACGCCAUAAUUCUUUCACGACUUUGAAAACAAUUUCUCGUUUGCAUCGGUUUCUCCAUUCGGGGCCUUUGCGAAGCUUUCGAAAGGGCAAGCAAUCGACCGCCCUCUCCUCCUAUCUUUCGCUCGUUUACGAACAGCCUGCCGAUAAAUUAAUCGCACGAUGCGGGAUUAUCGCUCAACGUCUCUGCCGAUCAUUCGCGGCAAUCGUCCCCUCUUUCGUCUUUCUUCACCUUGAAACCUUCGUUCCCGAUAUUCCUUGCAACGAUUACUUCCCUCAUCUACGUACCUGCUCCAAUUUCCAGACGAUCUGCUUCCGUUUCGACCAAUUUUUCUCGCGACGAACUCGAACUGCACGGAACGAACAAAGGAAUAAAACGGAACAAACAGCAAGCAACGGAGAUUCAAAGUCGAACCGAGUUGUUUACACAGGCAGAAGGAAUUAUCAGGUUGUGAUCGAGUUGCGCCGAUUCGCAAAUCUGGAAUCGGAUAAUUAUGUAUUCGGUGACUUUUUCUCUCUCCGCGUCAAGUAUCUGCCGUCAAAGAAUCCGAGAGAAUAAUAAUAUUUUAU
Bombus pyrosoma is the source of this 2882-nucleotide messenger RNA. It is a transcript of the gene EbpIII, whose product is annotated as ejaculatory bulb-specific protein 3. NCBI's taxonomy places the organism in Eukaryota, Metazoa, Arthropoda, Insecta, Hymenoptera, Apidae. The transcript has 4 exons. The record is from RefSeq and is a predicted model, not a curated record. Bases 138 to 515 code for a protein of 125 amino acids.